Messenger RNA from Phycomyces blakesleeanus NRRL 1555(-), 995 nucleotides. RefSeq lists its product as hypothetical. Gene Ontology annotation, molecular function: SNAP receptor activity. The coding region runs from base 109 to 873 and encodes 254 amino acids. Lineage: Eukaryota; Fungi; Mucoromycota; Mucoromycetes; Mucorales; Phycomycetaceae. Gene Ontology annotation, biological process: vesicle fusion; endoplasmic reticulum to Golgi vesicle-mediated transport. The record is from RefSeq and is a predicted model, not a curated record. The transcript has 6 exons. Gene Ontology annotation, cellular component: cis-Golgi network; Golgi medial cisterna; Golgi membrane.
AAAAAAAACAUUUAAAUAAAUAAAUACCUCUCUCUCUCUCUCUCUCUCUCUCUCUCUCUCUUUAUAUCUCUUUCUUCUCCAAUUUUCUAUAUUUGUUAAAGGAGUAUCAUGAACAGACCUAAGCCUUACUCAUCAUCACCUGCUGUCGAUCCUUUACUGUCAAAUGACAAUACAACAGAACAAGUUUCAACCCAACCCAUGAGCUGGGACCAACUUCGGAAAGAAGCACGACAACUAGAGAAUGAAAUUGAGCUAAAGUUAGCAUCUCUAGCCAAAGCAGGUGCUAAUGUCAGUGCACAAGGGUCCUAUCCAGUAGACAACAGCAAGAUGAGCCAAGAACUGGAAAUCGAAGCCUUGCUGACCAAACUUCAAAGCGUAAUCUCGGCCAUGACUGAAUUUAUUGAGAGACCAAGUGCAACACCCACAACACCAUCGAUGAUCCACUUGCUCGAUCGUCACAGAGAUAUUUUGUAUGACACAACCAAAGAGUUUCGAAAAGUCAAAUCACAACUCAAGGCAGCAAGAGACAAGGCUGAUCUCAUGAACCAAGUUCGAGAUGAAAUACGAUCUGCCAAUGCUGGCAACACCGACAAUGCUGAUUAUUAUCUCACUGAACGUAAUCGAGUCGAAAGCUCGCACAGGAUGACGGAUACUAUUAUCGAACAAGCAUAUGCAACACGUCAAGACAUAUCACGCCAGGGACGUACUAUACACCAAGUUAAUACUCGUGUGGGCGGUAUCAUAGGACGACUUCCUGGAAUCAACAAUAUCAUCAGUCGUAUCAACACUAGACGAAAGAGGGAUACCCUUAUUAUGGCUGGUGUUAUAUCUUCCUGUAUUAUUCUUAUUACCCUCUAUUGGUUACACAUCUAGCCUAUCAAGUUAUUUGAGAUCUAAUGAUUCACAACUACCCAGAUUCAUAGCAUAGACCAAAGUAUCGUUUACACAACAACAAGACUAUAAAAUAAAUACAUUUGCAAGCUUAUACAAAUAAU